AUGGCAGAUGACGCUGAAACCACUGCGAAAAUACGAGAUGGUUUGAAUCCAUACAUUAAGUCUCGGGAACAGGUCAACUAUAUCCGGCGCAUCUUGGCCGCGCACCUGGGUGAAUGCGCGCAGGGAGGUCCCCUCAAGUCGGCGCUAGCACUGGCAAACGGGCGCGACGCCGAGGGCACCGUCAACACAGACAGCACUCCGGCGAACAGCGUGUACAGAGAAUAUCUGGACGUCCUGAAAGAAAACAUCGCCGCCCGCAAGAAUUUUGAGGCGGCUCGGCAAUAUGACAUUCCAGAGCUACGCACGGAGGGGACGGCGGCUAGCGCAUCCGCCUCAUUGGGCUUGAAUGAGCGUUUGGCCCUGCUGAAGCUGCACCAGAAGCGUGACGGCUUGUACGCGGUGCAAGAGACACUCGACACACUAUUAGAGCAGCCGGCGGCCGACGCCGAGUUUCUGGACGCCGACCGCGUGUUGCAGGGGACGCCGGCUCUGCCCCCGGUGCCGCGGGACGUCAUCACCACCAUGGCGAUUGAGCAGAGCUCCUUACCGCUGGAUAUUGCCGGCCAGGUCAACCAGCUAGAGAGGCUCGUACUGCGUGCCAAGCUGCUUCUCAGGCAGGAGGAGCAACUUCUGCAUGAAGCGAGACAGCGCGUGCGGCGCGCGUCGCAGCCGCCGAGCCAAUCAGCCAAACUCACGGCGCUGGGCGCGACACGAGAUGAGCUCAUCAAUUGGAUCGAGACGGAGCUCGGCAAGGCAUCUCCAGAGAUACAGCGCCCCGAGGACGACGGAAUCUCAUCGGAAAGGGGGCCUGGUAAAGCCGAUCCGGCGGCCAUCCAGGCACAGUUGGGCGCCAUCAAGGAAAAGUACACACUCUACGUCUCGGCGAGGAAGGUUCUGUUGGAAAUGGCUGCUUGCGAUUCUAAGCCGCCUCAACCAUUGGCGGCAAACAUGAAAUCGACGAAACGGGCCAGUCUUGCAGCACCAUCGCGCCCGCCUAUGGAUCACCUCGUGGCGCCCUACUUGGCUUCCCUUGUCGAUGCGUCUGCAAACCAUAAAGCCGCUGUGGCCUAUCGAACGCAAAUUUCUUCUCUCCUCAACAAGACUGCUCAAAUCAAUAACCGUCAGGUCAGCAAACUGGCCGAAGAAAGCCACUUGCUGUCAACAUUCCCCCCCCGAGGUGCCUCCGGCCGACCAGGUACCAAUUCAGCAUCGCAGGCCAGCAUCGCUACCCAGGUGAUGCCGUGGGUGGAAGCAUCAGACGCCGCCAAGAUGGCCACGCUGGAAUCCGUGGCGGAGACGGUCGAGAACGGGCAGAUUGCUCUCGAAGGGCUGAUGAGCACCCUGGAAGGCAUCGGCAAGAUUACCGGGAAGGACAUUCUGAGCAGUGAAGUGGACGAGGACACGUGGCUGGGUGCAGAUACGCCAAGGGCUCGAAGACAUACGAGGAAAGGAAGCAGAGCGAUAUCACAAAGUUCGACGGAUCCGUGGUCGAAAGUGCGAGGCAACCUGGGUUUACUAGGCCAGGAGGGGCUGUAA
This is a messenger RNA of Akanthomyces muscarius, 1536 nucleotides long. RefSeq lists its product as uncharacterized. The transcript has a single exon. Bases 1 to 1536 code for a protein of 511 amino acids. Lineage: Eukaryota; Fungi; Ascomycota; Sordariomycetes; Hypocreales; Cordycipitaceae. The record is from RefSeq and is a predicted model, not a curated record.